Molecule: messenger RNA, 4523 nt
Organism: Homalodisca vitripennis (glassy-winged sharpshooter)
Lineage: Eukaryota; Metazoa; Arthropoda; Insecta; Hemiptera; Cicadellidae
Gene: dome
Product: cytokine receptor
Exons: 24
Coding region: 254-3796 (1180 amino acids)
Molecular function (GO): protein binding
Source: RefSeq, a predicted model, not a curated record
CUUAAGGAAAGGACGAGAACAAAAUGGCGGUAGUAGAGUCCGAGUGAACGUCAUGGCACUCAGUGCGUUCUAAAAUUUUUCUAAUUUCAAAAUUUUUUGAUAUUGUGUUUUCACAUUAUUAUUAUUAUUAUAGGUAUAUAGUUUAGUUUUAAGUUAGUGUCAAGUUCAGCCAAGUGUAAUAAUUGUGUGAAUCUGGGUUAUUUACGGAUCUUUUGAGAAAGCAGGGAGAUGAUUGAAAACAGUUGAUUCAGAAAUGGAAAGUUCGCCAUGCAAUAUAACGAGCAGCAGAAAGACAUGGCUGGUGAUGGUCUGUUUAAUGGGCCUAGGAGCUGUUAAUGCAGAAAUUGAUAACAAGUUUCGCUGUGGACCGGGGAUCACUACUCCUGGAGUGACAAUCCCAUCAGGAGAUAUCAUCUUGGAGUAUGGGUCGCCUUUGGAAAUCUUCUGUGUGCUCAGUCCCGGCGUUGUCAGCCAGGGGUUCAACUCCAGCCAACUGGUGUUCUACCACACCUCGAAUCGGAUCCUACCAGAGUUCGUCACGCUAGUCAACGAGUCCACUGCUCGACUCUAUGUGGAGAAACCUGUUCCAAUGGAAGAUAUGUUUUACUGUAAACUGACAAAUGGAACAGAGGAGUUUCCUGUCUGUCUCAACAGUGUCGCUGUCGGAUUUAGUCCCCAGGAAGUGCUGAACUUCUCCUGUGUCUCGCACAACUGGGAUAAUCUGAACUGCACAUGGACUCCUCCACUCAACUAUGUCAAAACCAAGUAUACCUUGGUAUACUAUCUGCCAGGCAGGAAUGGCUGGAAAUUGCGAUAUCGUUGCCCAAAUGAGACUGACGUCAAGGGGAAGAACUAUUGCUUCUGGGACCAGAGCACGACAAUCCCGUACAGGCAACCUUAUGAGUACUACUAUUUUUUGAUGACGGGCGAAAAUAGGUUUGGGUCUAUUACAACGAAGACAAAAUUCCAUCAUUAUGCUUAUGUGUUGCCGACCAAAGCUGCUAAUCUCACAUAUCUGGAUAUUACAUCAAGCAGUGUCAUGAUCCAGUGGUCUGUCGUCUUUCCCAUGCAGAAUUUUCCUCCUGGUGUCUUGCAGAAGGUGGAGUACCAAUCUCAGUGGGACUUAAGGAACCAGUGGCAUGUGGUUGAUGUCAGCUCUCUAAGCAAGAAGAGUGCAACACAUCAACUGAAUAUCACGGGACUGCAGUACGCCAACAGCCUCUAUGAUUUUAGAGUAUUCAUGAGGUCUCCCAUGGCUCUGGGUGAGCACAUGUGGUCGGAACCGGCCACACUCACGAUCAAGACUAGACCUACUGUGCCAGGAGCUGCUCCUGAGACGGACAUUGGGAGUUUUGAAGUGACAACGGUCGGCCUGACCAACCGUGACGUCUAUGUAUACUGGCGACGCAUCCCCGAGUACUUGUACAAUGGGGACUUUGGAGACUUCUACUACAAAAUCACUGUAAACGAGGAUGGCGUACCUCGCAAACAUAAAGGACACCUCUCCAGUAAUCUUCAAGCCAAUGAAACAACCUCCGCUUAUGCAAGAUUCACAGGAUUGAGUUUAAAUAGUUACCGUUUCAAAAUAGUCUCAGCAAACAAGGAGGGAAUCUCCAAGGAUUAUUCUGAAGUCUAUGUGCCAUCACAAAGUAAAAGUUUAGCUGAGCCCCUGUCAUUUACCAAGAUUGCUUUCGACAAUCAUAUCUACGAGCUGUCCUGGAAGCCUCCUGCCACCAAUCGUGCAAUAUCCAGUUAUACCAUCUUCUGGUGUGACAAUAACAAGGACAGACCAUAUCAGUGCACGGGGACCCUGAACUGGACGCGAGUAUCCAGCGAUGUGACCAUUAAGAACAUCACGGUACCUGACGACAAGAUCUACCAAUUUGCCAUUUCCGCCAACACCAAGACUGAGAGCAGUGGAAUGGUGUGGGCUUCUUGCACAGUCAUUCAUAACAAAAUUCUUGGAAAAAUGAAAAACAUUUGGAUCAAUCGUAUUGGAUCAACCUUUAUAGAAGUCGACUGGAAAUUGGAAUGCUCAGACCGGAUUGGAGUAGUAACUGGCUUUUUGAUAUCUUACUGUCCGAUUGUGUCUCCUCACAAUCCAGAAUGCAAAGUUGAAGCGAAGAAUACAACAAUAAAAGGCGACGGGAAUACCAUGAGAGGAAAUGUGACAAACUUGACACCCUACACAAUAUAUAUGGUGAUGGUUGCUGUUAUGACCAAGACCAGCAUCGGGCAGUGGAGUGAUAGGCUCUAUAACACUACUUUGGAAGCAGCUCCAGAUGUGGCACCAUUGGAUGUGAAGGUGUCGAAUAUCACCAACACAUCUAUGGUGGUUCAGUGGACGGCCCCCCACUCCAUGAAUGGUGUGUUACGAUACUACCAAGUACACUACAACGGCCGACUCCGCAAGGUCGAGGCCAUGGAGGGUAGCCACCAGGCACCCACUCAGGUUCAGUUGGACAACCUGGACAGUUUUGUCCUGUACAACGUGUCGGUGUCCGCUUGUACUGUGGCUUGCUCUAUCCCAUCUCAUCCUCUACAAGUACACACCGCUGUUGGCAAACCAGGAAAGAUGGAACGGCCAGGGGUGAACUUUGUGAACUCGUCGCAGGUGGAGGUAACAUGGCAACCACCCAGGUAUGUGGCUGGACACCUUGACAGUUACCAGGUCAAGAUUGAGGUUAUGGAAGACCAGCACAACAACACAGAUAUACUCAGUUGUACUGGUAACCAAACGCAAAUCCCUAUAGAAGACUGCAAUUCUGGUGGCCCUCAUCAUAAAUACUCUUUCUCUGUGCGUGCAGUGAAUUAUGCAAACGACACAGCCUACUACGGACCCUGGUCAGAUGCUGGAGAAGGCAACUGCUACAGUGCAGGAACAGGAGAUCUGUGGUUUAUUAUUUGGGCUGUCAUCUGUCUCAUCUGUGUUUCCUGUGUUUUUAUCGUUGCUUUCUUGGGAAAACGACUGUGGGAAAGAUACGAACAGAUGCGAACUGUCGAAGUAAAGCUGCCUCCUGGAUUGGCACCUGUGAUUGAGAAGGCAAGUGAUCCAGACUAUUACUCACAACUGAAUCUAUAUGGCUGGGGUUCAGUUCAACCUGAGGAGAUCAAGGGCAUCAGUCCACCAGACCAGGAGCUGUUGCUGCAGAAGAAAGGAGUGGAGAGAGAGGCCAAGGACCAUGAUCACACCAGUGUAGGCGAGGGGGAGGGUGAUGGUGACAGCAGUGGGUGCAGCUCCGGUCACGAAAGUGUCACUUCUUCACUGACCGCUGGCACGCACAUCUCCUCCGACAGUGGCACUGAGGCAGAUCAGUUACAUGACAAGAGAGCGACCUCUCUGGAUGGGGUAUUCAGUGACUCUGCGUCACCUCCUACUUCGCUUCGUCAGCGCAACAAGGCUCCAUCGACCAGCAGUGAAAGCAGCACGCGGUGGGAACGCGGAGAGCCGUACGUCAUGUUAGGUGGCAGUAGCUCGUGUCUCGUCAAGUCCACACCGAACCUUGGCGAGGUGGAGGGAGGAAUGACAGGCUACUCGCUUCUGGGAGGAGUGGCAGGUGGAGUAUGGAGACCACCGGUGAGCGCCAGUGGCUACGUGUCACUCCCACCAGCCGUGCCGGCCCCUGCCCCGCCCAUGUACGUGGCCCACCCUCCGUGCUGGGCGGAAAAGGAGCAGGCCGUGACUACCCCCAGUAAAGGUUACGUGAUGGCGGGCGAGAGCGAUCCUCCGUCCCAAUAUGUGAGGCUCGGCCACUCCAACUACGUCCCUCAUAGACAAUUAGAUGCAGACCUGUAGUGUAUAUAGCCACAGAUUGUAUAUUGAUAGGCAGCUUCAUGACUACCGGGACAAUGUGUAACUGUGAUAAUGUGUUGGUAUUGAGCCUACAUCCCUCCGUAGUGGUCGCUUUCAAAAAGCUGCUGUUUUCAUUCAUUCAUCGAUUCUUUCCUUCUUUCAUUGGUUUUAAUUAGAUUAACAUUUUCAUAUUAUAAAUUAUGAUAUAGUGGAUUUCUUUCUUUGCUUAAUUAGUUAUUUAGUUGUAUUUGACACAAGUGAUCAUUUUUCCCUUCAAAUGUUCUUUUAUAUUUUUAAAAAGGUGCUUAAAAGAGACUGCAUGGUUAUUAAUGUUAUCAAUUUAUUUAUUUAUUUAAAAUAUGAGAUCAUUGUUUUAAAAUGUUGAUCAUAGUCAUUGGAUAUUUAUAACUUUUCUUCCAUGUUAUUGUUUAAAAUUUGUAAAUAAUCAUAUUGUAUAUAUAUAUAUUUUAGUUUAAAUUUUGUGUAUUUUUAUCCAUGGGAUUCAAUUGUUUAAAAUGUAAUCUAUAUGUGGUUUAGUGCAUAUUCAGAUUUUAAUGUUUAAAACUCAAAUAUGAGUUCCAGUCACUGUUUUCAAUAUUCAGAUUUUAACAUUAGAACAAUAACAUCAUAUUUCAUCUGCUAUUAACAGUACUUUAAGCACUUGUCCCAUGUCUGUUAGUUGUUAUUUGAUCAAAGUUUUUAAGAAAGUAUAUAUAUAUAUAUAUAUAUA